Molecule: messenger RNA, 2038 nt
Organism: Rhineura floridana
Lineage: Eukaryota; Metazoa; Chordata; Lepidosauria; Squamata; Rhineuridae
Gene: CLDND1
Product: claudin domain containing 1
Exons: 6
Coding region: 507-1250 (247 amino acids)
Cellular component (GO): membrane
Source: RefSeq, a predicted model, not a curated record
GCAUCUCCCAGGAUGCCUGGCGGCGGCUUGGGCACGGAUGAGUGUCUCCAAGGAGGAGGAGGAGACUCCUUCCCCCUCACCAGGCUAAGCGACGGCUUGGUGGGUUGGCGGAAGCGGCGCCGCGGAGUCGGGAGGAGGAUGGGAGGUGAGUAUGGAUGGGCCCGGCUGCCUUCCCCACCCACUCCUUGUAGUCCUUGAGCAGAAUUCAUGAACCGAAUACUAGCGGGGUGGGGUAGAAGAGGGAGCCUGGGCGCACGACAGAGGAAGGGGUCGGCCGAAGGAGUCCCUGAAGAUGCUGAAGCCCUGCGGUAUAUAUAUUAAUGAGCAUCUCCAUCUCCAAAGAGCAGGAAAACCGUCUGCCCCAGUCGCCGCCGCCACCACGUACUGCUCCGCAAAGCUGACAGGUUCUGCUCUGUAGUUCGGUCCAAGUCCACAGCGCAAUUCUACGUAUUUUUUACUCGGAAGUCUCUCUUUACUCUCUGGGGCUUACUGCCAGUUGAGACACUAUGAUGGAUAACCGCUUUGCCACUGCCCUGGUAAUUGCCUGUGUGCUUAGUCUUAUUUCCACCAUCUACUUGGCAGCCUCUAUUGGCACAGACUUUUGGUAUGAGUACCGCAAUUCAUCACCACCAGAAAAUUACAGUGAAAUUAAGGUCACUUGGGAUGAAUUCCUUGGUGAAGAUGAAAAAUCUUAUACAGAAGCUCUCUUUCGAUGGAAUGGAACCAUUGGUCUGUGGCGGAGGUGCAUCACAAUGUCUGAAAACUCUUACUGGUUUAACUCACCAGCUGAGAUGGUCACAAGAUGUGUCAGUUUUUCCCUUUCUGAUCAAUUCAUGGAAAAAUAUAAUGAUCCUGGGAAUCAUAAUAGUGGCAGUGAUCUGAACAGGACCUAUCUUUGGCGCUUGCAGUUCCUCCUUCCCUUUGUCAGCCUAGGACUGAUGUGUUUUGGGGCUCUUAUUGGGGUCUGUGCUUGUGCCUGCCGCAGUCUGUACCCUGCCAUUGCCACAGGAGUCCUCCAUUUCCUAGCAGGUUUGUGCACACUGGGUUCUGUUGGCUGCUAUGUAGCUGGAAUUGAGCUGCUCCACCAGAAGCUAACCCUUCCGGAUGAUGUGCAAGGCCAGUUUGGCUGGUCCUUCUGUCUGGCCUGCGUCGCAGCACCUCUGCAGUUCAUGGCUGCUGCCCUUUUCAUCUGGGCUGCGCGUACUAACAGGAAGGAAUUCACACUCCUGAAAGCAUACCGUGUAGCUUAACAGGAUAUUUCAUUGCUUCCCAUGUCUCCUUUUCCCAUAAUGAGAUGUCUUUUUGCCCAUUUUACCUCCUUGUUCUUCCUUUUUUUAUUAAAUUGAUGAUUUACCUGUUCCACAAAAUGCAUGCUUCUUGCCACUUGAAAUGAAAUAGCUUGAGGGUUCUUAUUUAAAAGCCCUUGGAGGCCAGAUUAUCAUGAAUAGCAUUUUGUUGCCAGAGAUCUGCAGGGUUUUAACAAGUUUCUAAUCUUUUUUUUCUAAACUAUAAUUUUGAUGGCAUGUCUUUGUUACUGCCAAUGCUAUGCAUUUUUUUCGUAUCUAAACCUGAUCUGCAAGAACAACUGACAGGAUGGUGUCAGCAGGAGAAAAAAGAUUUUAAUUACACUAAUGUUGGCAGUAUGCAUAUUAUGACCCACUAGGAAAUAAACCGAUGCAAUCUCUUUCAUAACAUGGAACUUCCUUCUAGAUUGUGAUACAAUAUUGUUCCCCUCCCUCUUAUAUCUAUCACUGUAUCUCUUUCAACCCUUCUGGCCUGAUUGUUGUAAAAAGGCUGGUAGCCAUUACCUUUCUAAAUUCAGUGAAAUGAUGUCAUGGUUUGUUUGUUUUUUCUCCUUGUAGCUUCCAUGACAAGGUGUAACUUCUAAUUUGACUAAUGUAAGUGUGUAUAUAAAUCUGACUUUUAAAAUACUUUAUUUAUGCAAUGCAAUUCCUUACUGGAUUUUUGUAUAAGUAUUAUUCAUGUCACCUAAAUGAAAACUGUUGUUUAAAAAAUAAACCUAGCAAAGGCUCAUGAA